Messenger RNA from Gastrolobium bilobum, 1696 nucleotides. RefSeq names its product protein WVD2-like 7. The record is from RefSeq and is a predicted model, not a curated record. The transcript is spliced from 8 exons. Bases 1 to 1428 code for a protein of 475 amino acids. Lineage: Eukaryota; Viridiplantae; Streptophyta; Magnoliopsida; Fabales; Fabaceae.
AUGGAAGAGACAGAAGCUUCAAAUCCUACUUUGCAAAUGUCUAUUUCGUUUGGUAGAUUUGAGAAUGAUUCUUUGUCUUGGGAGAAAUGGUCUGUUUUCUCACAAAAUAAGUACUUGGAAGAAGUUGAGAAGUGUGCCACACCUGGAUCAGUUGCUCAGAAGAAAGCUUACUUUGAAGCUCAUUACAAGAACAUUGCAGCCCGAAAAGCCGAAUUGCUUGCUCAAGAGAAGCAAAUGGAGAAAGAUCCUUUCGGAUCUCAAUAUCAAAAUUGUGAAGAUCUGAGUUGUAACACUUGUGGGACUGUUGCAGAAUUUAAUAUAUCCAGCUUUCAAGGUUCCAUUGAAGGGGUUAAGCCAGAAACCAAUUCAAUUGGUGAGAUCAUUAGGACCCAGGUGAAUAAUUUGGAGGAGGAUGUUGUAGUUUCAAGAGAUUAUCAAAGUUCAACAGUUGAGGGAGAGAAUGAAGAACUGGAAAGAAGAUCACAUAGUUCCCAGAUAGAUAAACCUGAAGAAGUAGUCUGCAUUAAACAAGAGGAACUCUGCACUGAACAAGAAGAACGUCCUAAGAUUGAAGCUGAAGUCAGGAAGGAAAUUUCACACAAUGUGGACAAUGAGACUGCAAAGGCUUCAGAAAUUGAAGCAAAAGAUGUGAAAUUGGAUCAUCCAAAGGUUACCCCUGUGAAUAGGGAAAGCAAUGCAGCUAAGAUGAAGAAGAAGUCGGUGCUACCUACAUCUAAGGCAACCCAAAUUUCCACCCAAAGUUCAAGGCCUAUAUCAACUUCCACCAAAACAUUGGCAUCUGCCUCUUCAACUAAAAGGGGAAACUUUCCAUCCUUAUCUGGGAGGAAAGUUACUUCCGCUGGGGAGAACAGAAAAGCUCCUAAUAAAUCUUUGCACAUGUCCCUUAGCGUGGCUCCAAGCAAACUUGAUCCUGCUCCUCUUACCAUAAUGAGGAAAUCUUCCUUUAUGGAGAAAAUGGGAGAUAAGGACAUAGUCAAACGAGCAUUUAAGACAUUCCAGAACAACUUCAACCUGCCAAAAAAUUCUGGUGAAGAGAAAUCUUUGGUAAAAACACAGGUUCCUUCAAGGGGGACAGAGCCAAGGGUUCCAACAUCUAGAGCUUUGCGAAAGGAAAAUAAACAGUCACCAAAGGUUGACAGUAUGGAUAAAAGAAGUGGAAAUGCUAUCCGAACUACUUUGGGCCUAAAAAGUGACACCACAGCAUAUAAAGGAAAAGAGGUUCCAAGAAAACUAGAGGAAAAAUAUAAUGUAAAACAGGUAGAAAGAAUGCAUCUUCAAUUGAAAUCAAAGGAGGAAAAGCUAAAACAUAAUUUCAAAGCCACACCCUUGCCAGCUUUUUACCGGGGUCAAAAAGUAUCAAAAAGCCAUCCAGAAAAGGGUAAUGUUAAGAUUGACAAAUGGCGGUAGCCCCUUCAGGGGUGAUAAGAGAGAGAGAGAGAGAUAGAGAGAGAGAGAAGGUUAAAUACAUCAGAAGACGAAUACUAUUUAUGUGUUCAAAGGAAACGUUGAUGGCAAGUUGCCAACAACUUGCGCCAUGAUAUUUUAGUUUAGUCUGCAUAAGGGGAAUAGGACUUUAGGAGCUUAUGAACAAUGUGAGGAGUAGGAGGAAGAAGUAAAGCAUAAAAUAUUGAUAAUAAUUUCUUGCAAGAAAAAUAUAUUGUAUAAACUUUAAUGU